This is a messenger RNA of Caenorhabditis remanei, 423 nucleotides long. RefSeq lists its product as uncharacterized. Lineage: Eukaryota; Metazoa; Nematoda; Chromadorea; Rhabditida; Rhabditidae. The transcript is spliced from 3 exons. The record is from RefSeq and is a predicted model, not a curated record. Bases 1 to 423 code for a protein of 140 amino acids.
AUGAAAUUGGACACAUUGCCCAUCCUUCAAAUAUCGAUUUUUCUCUCUCUAUUCUUGCUAACAAUUUGCGGAAAAAAGAAAGUGAAAAGUAAGGAGAGAAGUCGAGAAUCGACGUCAUCCCAGACCAAAACGAAACCCGCGAAACCCGAAUCGCCUGAUCCGAAGUCGCCGGCUCCGCCCCCUGAUACACCGAGGGCCGAGAAAGAGGAGGAGCCUGACGAGGAGGAGAAGAAGGUGGAGAGUAAGGAGAAGUCGAAGGAAAACGAUAAGGAGAAGGAGAAAUCGGCGAAAAAAUCGAUUAAAAAGUCGAAAAAAUCGAUGAAAUCGAAAAAGGGCGAGAAGCAGGCUGAAGGCGACGAUGGAUACGAGAAUUGUGCGGAUAUGUCUGCGAGUGAGCUGAGAAAGAUCGCCGAUGCCGUAUAA